CCGACGACACCGCGACCACGUCACCGACCGCCACCUCCGCGCUUUACGGCCAGCCUGGGGCUUCACGACAGCGCCGCGAUUUCUCCGGCUGUCGAAAAUAAACCGCGAUUUACGGCACAGCGAGGGCACGUCGACAGCUAUGGCGGAAGGGGAGGAGGCGCUGCCGAGCAGCUGGGAAAAAGACCUUGAAGAAGCUCUAGAAGAAGGAGGUUGUGACCUUGAAACAGUAAGAAACAUAAUUCAAGGGAGACCACUGCCUGCUGAUUUGAGGGCCAAAGUCUGGAAGAUAGCACUGAAUGUUGUAAGAAAAGGGGACAGUCUGGCAUCCUGGGAUGGUGGUUUAGAUCUACCAGAACAGAGCAUAAUUCACAAGGAUUGCCAAGAGCUAAUUGAUCAGCUGACAGUGCCAGAAGAAGAGGAGAAGUCAGUAUUACUUUUGGAUAUUGAAUCCGUUACUACCUUUUAUUGUAAAUCACGUAAUGUUAAAUACAGUUCCUGCCUCGGUUGGAUACAUCUACUGAAGCCAUUGGUGCAUCUUCGAAUUCCACGCAGUGAUUUAUACAACUGCUUUUAUGCUAUCAUGAACAAGUACAUUCCUAGGGAUUGUUUCCAGAAGGGGAGACCAUUUCAUCUAUUUAGGCUUCUCCUCCAGUAUCAUGAGCCUGAACUGUGCUCCUUUCUUGACACUAAGAAGAUGACACCGGAUUCCUAUGCACUCAACUGGCUUGGAAGCCUCUUUUCAUACUACUGCUCAGCUGAAGUCACUCAGGCAAUAUGGGAUGGAUACCUACAACAAGCAGAUCCAUUUUUUAUUUAUUUCUUAAUGUUAAUCAUCCUUGUCAAUGCAAAAGAUGUUAUUUUAGCACAAGAAUCAGACAGCAGAGAAGAAAUGAUAAGAUUCCUAGAAACUUCCCCAGCCAGUUUGGAUAUAGAAGAUAUAGAAGACCUUUUCUCUUUGGCACAGUAUUAUUAUAGUAAAACUCCAACUUCUUUCAGAAAGAACAACAUCAGUCUCUUUGGCAGCAGCUUAUUGGGACUCAAAGAUGACGACACAGACUUGAGCCAAGCUCUCUGUCUAGCGAUUUCAGUAUCUGAGAUUCUUCAAGCAAAUCAGCAACAAGGGGAAGGAGUAAGGUUCUUUGUAGUGGAUUGUCGUCCUGCGGAACAGUACAAUGCUGGGCAUUUAUCAACAGCAUUUCACCUAGACUCAGACUUGAUGCUCCAGAACCCAUCAGAGUUUGCACAAUCUGUAAAAUCCUUGUUAGAAGCACAGAAACAAUCCAUUGAGUCUGGCUCCAUAGCUAGUGGGGAGCACCUCUGUUUCAUGGGAAGUGGCAGGGAAGAGGAAGACAUGUAUAUGAACAUGGUGUUGGCACACUUUUUACAGAAAAACAAGGAAUAUGUAAGCAUUGCCAAAGGAGGAUUCAUGGCACUCCAGCAGCACUUAGCAGACAUCAAUGUGGAAGGACCCGAAAAUGGAUAUGGCCACUGGAUUGCUAGUACCUCGGGCUCAAGAAGUAGCAUAAACUCCUCUGUUGAUGGUGAUUCUCCUAAUGGUUCAAGUGAUGGAAAAGGAGUCAAGUCCUUGGUAAAUAAAAUGACUGUUGCUUUGAAGACUAAAUCUGUGAAUGUGAAAGAAAAAGUUAUUAGUUUUAUUGAAAAUACAUCAACUCCUGUGGACAGAAUAUCUUUCAAUCUUUCCUGGCCAGACAGAGCAAGCAUGGAGCGACAUGUUAGCAGCAGUGACAGAUUGGGAAAACCCUACCGUGGUGUGAAACCGGUGUUCAGCAUUGGAGAUGAAGAAGAAUAUGAUACUGAUGAAAUUGAUAGUUCCUCAAUGUCGGAUGAUGACCGAAAAGAGGUAGUCAACAUCCACACAUGGAUAAAUAAACCAGAUGUGAAGCAUCAUUUCCCUUGUAAUGAAGUGAAAGAAAAUGGACACAUGUUUCCUAGUCAUCUCUUAGUAACUGCAACACAUAUGUACUGUUUGAGGGAGAUUCCAUCACGAAGGGGAUUGGCUUACAUACAGUCUCGGCAGGCCCUAAACUCGGUAGUUAAAAUUACAUCCAAGAAGAAACACCCAGAAUUAAUCACCUUUAAAUAUGGAAACAGCAGUACUUCGGGCAUAGAAAUUUUGGCAGUUGAAAGGUAUUUGAUUCCAAAUGCAGGUGAUGCUACCAAAGCCAUAAAACAACAGAUCAUGAAAGUUCUGGAUGCGUUGGAGAACUAAUAACAAAAAAACUUUUAAGAUAAUGGUUUAAAAAGAAAAGAGGCAACCAAGACACUGUAUGUGGACACAAAAUGACUGCUUUCCAACUGAAUACUAAUCUAAGAGAACAUCUCUGUUUGCUGAUGGGAAUACCUGAGUAGCAGGCUUAAAAUAGGGUAAAUUAUUAAUUUCUCAGCAGGAUUUCAAUCAUUUUUUUGUUUAACAAUUUUGGUUUUUUUUGCAAAAGUUGUUUAUUAUAAAGGUCAAGUUUUUUAAAAGCAGCUUUAAUGUAGCAGUUCAGUUGUGUAGAACUAUAUGAAGGGAAUGCAGGUCUUUCAGGUAUGGAAAAAUAGUUGAAAUGUCAUAAAUAACCUUGAGAAUUAGAAGUCAAAAAUGUCUAAAGCCUAAUGCCUGUAAAUUUGAUUUUGCCUACUGGUAGUAUCAAGUAUUGUUAUCAGUCCUUAGGUUUGUAAACAGAAGAGACAAAAGCUCAGUAAUACUACUUAUGCCUCUCAAAAUGAUUGGAACCCAAUUCAAUCAAUCUUCAACUCCAGGUGAUUGAAAAAUGCAAACCAUACUGUGGAGGGGGGAAAAAGGUUGUUGGGGUUUUGUUUUUUUUUUUUAAACCUACUAUACACUAUCAGGUAAAAUAAUUUGAAUGGUUAAAUGACUGUUUUUAAAUACUAGACUGAACUGUAUACAAUAAGAAAACUUACCACAGGAUUAUGAUUUUUGUAAUUAUGCAAAUUAAAUGUUUUCUGAGUUGAGGCAGUGUUACUAUUGUAAUAAAAAUGCGUGAGUGCUUUUGAGCAAAUGAAAUUGGAAUUCAUGCUUCACAUGACAGAUUACUAGCUGAAAGUGAGUUGUCUGCCUCCAUCAAAAGUGAAAUAAUCUAAUAAAAUAUAUUCUUUGGGCUGUCAUUUCAAAACCAUUCAGUUCAGCACAGAUGGAGUUGUACUAACUUGAAGGUGUGUUCUGCAACAAGAACACACCUAAUGCACACAAAUAAAAUAGUGGUCAAAGCACUCAAUAUCUGUGAUAACUAUUUGUUAUCUUCAAGGCCAUAUGGAUUUUUCCUUUGAAUAACAUUUUAAAUUCUUUAAUGCCAGAGAACUAACUACUAUUCUGGCAUCUUUCAGAUGUGAUCUAAAAUAGCUUUCACUAAUCUGCAGCUUUCAGAUUUCAUCUAAAUUUGGUUCUCAAGUUAGCAAACCAAUCCUGGAAUGCCCUUAUGGCCAUGGAAUAGUUUGUGUGUAUGCUGAUGCUGAAAGUAGCAAAAACUCUGGAAUGAUGAUUAUGGGAAUCAGCUGUACUGUGUGGAAACCACUUACAUCAAUUUUACAUUUUAUUAACUGUAAAUACUAUCAUAAGGAAAUAAAUGAAACUGACCUUUAUAAAAAUCAGCUAUUUUAAGUUAUUUGAGUAGGAAUCAAGCUAAGGCACCUUAAUUCUGGAACAAAUUCCUUUUUAAAAAAAUAUAUGAAUAAACACCAAUAGAACUUGAACUAUUGGAAGUAUUUGCAUGAAAUUGCACCUGGCCCAAUGCUCCUGUAUUUAUAGUUUUGCCCUGCAGCUGUUGUAUUACAUUCCCCACUUCCUGUCCUCUGAAGAGCCUCUGAUUCUGUGCCUACUUCAGCAAUGAGAUUUUUUUUCAUAAUGUUAAUGUAAAGAUGUUUGUGUUACUGUUUAUAACUACAAUUGUAAAUAAACCAGUACAAUUUGAACAUAA
Dermochelys coriacea (leatherback sea turtle) is the source of this 3938-nucleotide messenger RNA. RefSeq names its product TBC1 domain family member 23 (gene TBC1D23). Gene Ontology annotation, biological process: retrograde transport, endosome to Golgi; embryonic brain development. The record is from RefSeq and is a predicted model, not a curated record. The transcript has 19 exons. Lineage: Eukaryota; Metazoa; Chordata; Testudines; Dermochelyidae. Bases 140 to 2230 code for a protein of 696 amino acids. Gene Ontology annotation, cellular component: trans-Golgi network.